Molecule: messenger RNA, 4036 nt
Organism: Drosophila miranda
Lineage: Eukaryota; Metazoa; Arthropoda; Insecta; Diptera; Drosophilidae
Product: histone-lysine N-methyltransferase eggless
Exons: 8
Coding region: 95-3988 (1297 amino acids)
Biological process (GO): heterochromatin organization; negative regulation of gene expression
Cellular component (GO): nucleus
Molecular function (GO): zinc ion binding; DNA binding; protein binding
Source: RefSeq, a predicted model, not a curated record
CAAAUUUCUUGCAAAUUCUCUCUGGAACAGAAAUCAAAUGCGUUUUCGCGUUUUUGUGCUAAAACUAUUCCAAACAGUUUGAAAAAAUUAAGUCAUGGCUUCCGAGUCCGCUGCCAUGGACAUUUUGGACAGCGCAGAAGCAUCUUUGAAUGUGGCUCCGACCGCUUUGGUGAAGAAGGAAAAAAAGGUGCAGCCGGCAACCGACGAGGGUUUGUCUGCAACGCCGAAGAAAAAAGCAAAAAUGGAAAUUGAUGCUGAAAUGAAGGACUUGACUAUUGACAUUGCCAAUUCGAAAAAGUCUCAAGAAAAGGAUCUAGAGGCACUUGAGGACGCCAAGGAUCCCGAAGCUGACAGUAGCAUUGAGUUGCUGUGUAGCCCUACUCCCGCAGAGGCUACGGAUGUAGGUUCAAUGUCGUCAAAAACCGAAUCGGACAACAGCGUGGAGCUCCUCGAAAGCCCCCUCAAAUCGCCUUCCUCAAACGAUGUUAACGAUGAAGAGUUGUUUCCACUUGAAGAGAAGGAAAUACCAGGCCCCGCAAAGGAGUUGGAGCCAAAAGAAAGUGAACCCGACAGCAAGGAGAGCAGCAAAAGUGAAGCGUUGGCUGACAGCAGCAUUGAACUAAUAAGCAGUCCCACUUCGGAUGAUUCGUUUGCAAAGGAGAAGGAGGUGGAGGCAAAGGAGGAACACGGACAGCAAGCUGAAGCUCAGGUGCUGCAAGAGAUUCCACGGAAAGCUGACGACAGUCUCAAACUGCAGGAUGAUAUAGCUAUGGAAGAAGAUGUACCAGUGCCAAAAUCGAAAGCAAUACAAGAAUCCAAGGAAACCCAAAAAACUUACAAAACUACAACUAAGCUGGAGCCGCUUGUCGAUUCCAUCAAGGAUACAAUAAAGGAUGAGCCAAAAGAUAAACAAAAUAAUAAUGUAGAAUCAAUGAAAAUCGAUGAAUCGCACAGUGAAGCCGAGGAAAAGUCUAAAAGCGACAUUGCCUGGGAUGGGAGGAUCUCCUACAACAAAGAUUGCAUCAACUGUAACUGCAAGCGGCUACAGAAGCAGUAUGUGCUGGCGUGCGUGGCUGUUCUGAACUUCUACAAGGUUCCGAGGAAGUUGAAAAGGUCGCAGUACGUUUGCCUGGACUGCUGCGACACGGCCGUGGAAAUGUACGAGGAAUAUGCUGGACUGCUGUUGGCGAAGCAACCGCUGCUGCUGAGGGAAUUUAAGCAGGAGCAGGCUGAUUUUGUGACCCUGGACAGCAGCGACGAGGAGGAGGACGAAAAGACACCAGAAAAACCCGAGUUUUCCAAAAAUGUUUUGGAUCUGAUCGAGAACGAACUGGAAGAUGCCAUUAAGAAGACGCUGAAUAAGGUGGACUUUUCAAAUCAACUCAACUGGUCCAAAACCAUCCUUCAAGCCAAAAUUAAGCGAUUGGGGAAGGAGUUCGAGGAGGUGGAUUUAGAGCUGGCCCAGCUCCAAGGCUUGGCAGACAAAAUGCACUGCUCCGUGUACAACUCAUGCCAGGUGGUUCACAAACAAUUGCCACCUCUGGAUCUCCAUCAAAAUAUCUGCCCUAGUGAUUAUAAACGCCUGCAGCAGCUGCCAGCUGCUGGUGAUAUCGAACGGCCCCCGAUCAAAAUUGGGGAGACCUACUACGCCGUCAAGAACAAGGCCAUUGCUAGCUGGGUGUCUGUAAAUGUGAUGGAGAUCUGCGACACCACCACCGGCGGAGGUGUCACCGUGAAGGCCUAUAAGAUCAAGUAUCAGCACAUGCCAUAUCCGAUGAUGAAGACGGUGACGGCCAAGCACUUGGCCUAUUUUGAGCCGCCGACAGUGCGUCUGCCCAUCGGUACACGCGUGAUCGCAUUCUUUGAUGGCACAUUGGUAAGUGGCAAAGAGAAGGGCGUGGUGCAGAGUGCUUUCUAUCCGGGCAUCAUUGCCGAGCCCCUGAAGCAAAACAAUCGCUUUCGCUACCUGAUAUUUUACGACGACGGCUACACACAGUAUGUGCAUCACAGCGAUGUACGUCUGGUGUGCCAGGUAUCCGAAAAGGUGUGGGAGGAUGUACAUCCCGCCUCGCGCGAUUUUAUCCAGAAGUACGUGGAGAGAUAUGCGGUGGAUAGGCCCAUGGUGCAAUGCACCAAAGGACAAAGCAUGAACACCGAGUCGAACGGCACCUGGCUGUACGCCCGAGUCAUUGAAGUCGACUGCAGCCUGGUGCUGAUGCAAUUCGAGGCUGACAAGAACCACACGGAAUGGAUAUAUCGCGGCUCGCUGCGCCUGGCUCCCGUCUUCAAGGAGACCCAGAAUUCUCUGAAUGCCGACUAUGCCCACCAGAUGAGGGUCCCAAGGCGCACGGAACCGUUCAUACGUUACACCAAGGAGAUGGAGUCCAGCAACAUGCAGGUGGAUCAACAGAUACGUGCCAUAGCCCGCAAAAGAAUUUCGAACUCAGGUUCGCCUGCAUCAACUGCAGCACCUUCAACUGGAUCAUGCUCAUCCUCCGCUGUCCGUCACCUGAACAACUCCACCAUUUACGUGGACGAUGACAUCCGUCCCAAGGGUCAGGUGGUGCACUUCACGGCCAAGCGUAAUGUGCCGCCGAGGAAAUUCAAGAGCCACAAAUGCAAACCGGACUGUCUCUUCACGAUCAUGCACCGUUUGGACAGCUACAGUCCGCUGUCCAAGCCACUACUGUCAGGAUGGGAGCGCAUGGUUAUGAGGCAGAAGACCAAGCGGACUGUCGUCUAUCGCGGUCCGUGUGGCCGGAAUCUGCGCAACAUGGCCGAAGUGCACACCUAUCUACGGCUCACCAAAAAUGUCCUGAAUGUAGACAACUUUGAUUUCACUCCCGAUCUGCGCUGCCUGGCCGAAUACUACAUCGAAUCGACAAUCGUCAAGGAAGCGGACAUCUCCAAGGGGCAGGAGAAGAUGGCGAUUCCUCUAGUCAACUACUACGACAACACUCUGCCGCCGCCCUGCGAAUAUGCCAAACAACGCAUUCCAACCGAGGGCGUGAACCUGAAUCUCGACGAGGAGUUCCUUGUGUGCUGCGAUUGUGAGGAUGAUUGUUCGGACAAAGAGUCGUGCGCCUGCUGGCAGCUGACCGUGACCGGCGUCAGGUACUGCAAUCCCAAGAAGCCCAUUGAGGAGAUCGGUUACCAGUACAAGCGUCUGCACGAGGGCGUGCUGACGGGCAUCUACGAGUGCAACUCACGCUGUAAAUGUAAGAAGAAUUGCUUGAACCGCGUGGUCCAGCAUUCGCUGGAGAUGAAGCUGCAGGUAUUCAAAACCUCCAACCGUGGCUGGGGACUACGCUGUGUCAACGACAUUCCCAAAGGCGCCUUCGUGUGCAUCUAUGCCGGUCACUUGCUGACGGAGGCGAAGGCCAAUGAGGGCGGUCAGGAUGCGGGGGACGAAUACUUUGCCGAUCUCGACUACAUUGAGGUGGCCGAGCAGCUGAAGGAGGGCUAUGAGUCGGACGUGGAGCGCUCGGAUCUGGACCACGAAGAUGACAACUACGGCCCCGAUGCAGAGGACGACGAUGACUUUCGACCCAACAACUAUUAUCAGAAAAAGAAGGAAAAGCUGCGCCCCUCACGCAGCAACAGCAGCAGCACGCAGAACACCGAAUUGGACUCGCAAGAGCGGACAGUAAUUAGCUUCAAUCCAAACACUGAUCUGGAUGAAACAGUGCGUGAAAACUCUGUGCGCCGCUUCUUUGGCAAAGACCAGACCCCCUUCAUCAUGGACGCGAAGACAACUGGCAAUUUGGGACGCUACUUCAAUCAUUCGUGCAGCCCCAAUCUGUUUGUUCAGAAUGUCUUUGUGGAUACCCACGAUCUGCGUUUCCCCUGGGUCGGCUUCUUCGCGUCCUCGCACAUUCGCUCUGGCACAGAGCUGACCUGGAACUACAACUACGAGGUAGGCGUGGUCCCCAACAAGGUUCUCUAUUGCCAGUGCGGUGCCCCGAACUGUCGAGUGCGUCUGCUCUAAUUUAGUUUCAAGCUCCAACAUAAUACAAAAUAAACAAUUUAAAAGAUU